Molecule: messenger RNA, 1392 nt
Organism: Cooperia oncophora
Lineage: Eukaryota; Metazoa; Nematoda; Chromadorea; Rhabditida; Trichostrongylidae
Source: the annotation of a GenBank genome assembly
AUGAAACGUUCAUUACGCGUAGAUAAGAUGUCUACAGUGAAGCAGCGGUACGACGCUGUCCGACCGCGAGAGCGUGUGACGUUCGGCGGAUUCCAAUUUGUGGUUCCUUCACCGGACUUCCAAAUGCCAAAGUUCCGAUGCUGCAAUGGUGCUCAUGAAGGAGUCACAGAACCCGACCAUGAGACCGAUAGCUUUGAUCUCAGCGAAUGUGUCAAGGAGGUCAAAUGUAUAGCUAAUUCUACCCCAACCGCAAAUCAAGCACCGGCGGCGCCAAGUUUAUCAAGAACAGUCUGCGUGCCAUCUAUCAGUGGAAUCUCGACGGUAUCCGAAGAAAGCACCAUCCACAGCCUCUGUGGCGAAGCACCUGAUUACUGUAAGUUGGGUCAGUCAGAUCAGUUUCAAAGAGAGCGCCCUGUGGAAAGAUCGCCAUUUGUCGCUCAACAGAAAUCUUUGAAUACUGUAGCAAUUCCCAAUGACGUCAUAAUCGAAAGCGACGACGAAAUUCUAUUUCAAGACGAGCCUUCCGAUGAAGGUAUCGCAGCUGAUGAAGGAAUAGGCUACCGUGGCUACGACUCAUUCGAUGACAUCGAAUAUCUGGAUACAGUAACCGUGCCGGCAGCAGAAGUCCGCCACUAUGAGUCGGAUGAUUCGUUCAACGACGACGUGAUACUGACGCAAUCACAGCCAGCCGAUCCAGAUGGGAAGCGACACGAUAUGCACGGGCAGUUCCGCGGGUUUCUGAAAGACGACGGGGACGAGUUUGAAGACGAAGUCGCAGCAUUGGGCGAGCCGCUCCGUGACGUGAUAUACAAGACGCUAAAGGAAAAGUUCGGAUUCAAUUCGUUUCGACAUCGACAAAAAACCGCAAUCACAGCCAUUAUGCUUGGACACGAUGCUUUUGUGCUUAUGCCUACUGGUGCCGGAAAAAGCCUGUGCUAUCAACUACCAGCUGUUCUGUCGCCUGGAGUAACAAUCGUGGUAUCGCCUCUGAAGUCACUUAUCGAAGACCAGCGUUCGAAAAUGCGAGAUCUUGCGGGUAUUCCUUGUGAAGCGUUGACAUCGGACUUGAAUGAAGACAAACAACAAGUGAUCUACAAUCGGUUGAUGUGCUCCCCACCUGAUAUCAAACUGUUAUCGGUGCGUCUGGAAGAAUUGGCAUCAGUCUUUGGAAGUUUACAUCGUCGUAAUUGUUUAUCACGAUUCGUCAUUGACGAGGCGCAUUGCGUAUCCCAAUGGGGCCAUGAUUUUCGACCAGACUAUACGAAACUACAAUCACUACGACGCGACUACGCUCAGCCGAAGGUGCCGAUAGUCGCCCUAACAGCGACAGCGACGCCGAAAAUUGUGGCCGACACAAGAGACCAUUUAGGUAUCGUGGACUCAAAACUGUGA